GCGAGCUAGCUGGUUGGCGCAGGCGCGUAGGUGGCGUCGGUGUCUGCGGCCUCUCCGGAGCGUGAUGGCUGAGGAGAAAAUGGAUAUUGCAGCUCCUCCAACCUCAAAGUGUAUUAUAUAUUGGAAAAGGAAAGUCAAAUCUGAAUAUAUGCGUCUUCGGCAGCUCAAGAGGUUUCAAGCAAACAUGGGAGCCAAGGCUCUGUUUGUGACCAAUUUUGCAAAGGUUCAAGAAAAAACACAACUUCUGAAUGAAGAAUGGAAGAGGCUUCGAGUGCAGCCAGUGCAGUUAAUGAAGCCAGUCAGUGGGCACCCUUUCCUGAAACAGUGCACUGUUGAGAGCAUUUUCCCUGGAUUCCCAAGUCAGACCUUGUUCAUGAGAACCCUCAACACAGUGGCAUUGGUUCCUAUCAUGUAUUCCUGGUCCCCUCUUCAGCAGAAUUUCAUGGUGGAAGAUGAAACUGUUCUGUGCAAUAUUCCCUACAUGGGAGAUGAGGUGAAGGAGGAAGAUGAAACCUUCAUUGAAGAACUUAUUAAUAAUUACGAUGGGAAGGUUCAUGGAGAGGAGGAGAUGAUUUCAGGGUCAGUCCUCAUCAGUGAUGCUGUAUUCCUGGAGUUAGUGAAUGCCUUGAAUCAGUACUCUGAUGAGGAAGAUGAAGGACACAAUGACUCUGAGGGUAAACAGGAGGAUGGGAAGGAAGAGUUGCCUGUUACAAGGAAAAGAAAACGAAUAACUGUGGAAGGCAACAAAAAGUGUUCAAAGAAGCAGUUCCCAAAUGAUAUGAUCUUCACUGCUAUUUCUUCAAUGUUUCCAGAAUAUGGUUUUCCAGAAGAUAUGAAAGAGAGGUACAGAGAACUAACUGAGGUAUCUGACCCAAAUGCACUGCCCCCGCAGUGCACGCCAAACAUUGAUGGGCCAUGCGCAAAGUCAGUCCAGCGGGAGCAGUCUCUGCAUUCCUUCCACACGCUCUUCUGCAGGCGUUGCUUCAAAUACGACUGUUUCCUGCAUCCUUUUCAUGCUACUCCUAAUGUCUACAAACGGAAGAACAGGGAGACCAAGAUCGAGCCAGAUCCCUGUGGGGCAGACUGUUUCCUCUGGCUGGAGGGAGCCAAAGAGUUUGCUGCACUACAUAAUCCCAGGUCCAAGUGCUCAGGCAGGCGACGCCGAAGGCACCACAUGGUCAAUGCAUCCUGCUCGAACACCUUGGCUUCCACAGUCACUGAGACAAAGGAGGGAGACAGUGACAGAGACACGGGCAAUGAUUGGGCCUCUAGUUCCUCAGAGGCAAACUCCCGUUGCCAGACCCCCACCAAGCAGAAGCUCAGCCCUGCCUCCUCCCAGCUCUUUUCAAUGGAAACACCACAAGAACCUGUUGAGUGGACAGGGGCUGAAGAGUCGCUCUUCCGUGUGUUCCAUGGCACCUACUUCAACAACUUCUGUUCCAUUGCCAGGCUGCUGGGAACCAAAACGUGCAAACAGGUCUUUCAGUUUGCAGUGAAAGAGUCCCUUGUAACAAAACUGCCAGCAAAUGAGCUUAUGAAUCCGUCCCAGAAGAAGAAAAGGAAGCACAGGUUGUGGGCUGCACACUGCAGAAAGAUCCAGCUGAAGAAAGACAACUCCCCCACCCAGGUCUACAACUACCAGCCCUGCGACCAUCCUGAGCACCCUUGUGACAGCUCCUGCCCCUGCAUCAUGACUCAGAAUUUCUGUGAGAAGUUCUGCCAGUGCAAUCCUGACUGCCAGAACCGCUUCCCAGGUUGCCGCUGUAAGACUCAGUGUAAUACCAAGCAGUGUCCGUGCUACCUGGCUGUACGAGAGUGUGAUCCUGACCUGUGCCUGACCUGCGGGGCUUCUGAGCACUGGGACUGCAAAGUGGUCUCCUGCAAGAACUGCAGCAUCCAGCGCGGGCUCAAAAAGCAUUUGCUGCUGGCUCCAUCGGAUGUUGCUGGCUGGGGAACCUUCAUCAAGGAAUCUGUGCAGAAGAAUGAAUUCAUCUCUGAGUAUUGUGGUGAGCUUAUUUCACAGGACGAGGCUGACCGGCGUGGAAAGGUCUAUGACAAAUACAUGUCCAGCUUCCUCUUCAACCUCAACAAUGAUUUUGUGGUUGAUGCUACCCGCAAAGGAAACAAGAUCCGCUUUGCCAACCACUCUGUGAACCCCAAUUGCUAUGCUAAAGUUGUGAUGGUGAACGGAGACCACCGGAUAGGAAUCUUUGCGAAGAGGGCCAUCCAAGCAGGGGAGGAACUCUUCUUUGAUUACAGGUACAGCCAGGCGGAUGCCUUGAAAUAUGUCGGCAUAGAGAGGGAGACGGACGUCAUCUAGGCCCCUGUGGGGCAGGUCCCUGUGCACUUUGCUGCUACUGCACCUUGUAAGCAAUGCCAUGUUUGCUUCCAUGCUUACAUCAUGGCUGCCCAUGUUCGCGUCGCUGUGUGAGUCGUGAGUGCUGCAUUCCAUCCAGAUGCCUGGGAGUGGAGCUAUGAGGAAUGUGACACAGUCGCUGCCAGAUCCAAGCAGGAAUCUUGCUCUAGUCCUGAGCCAGGGCAGAAUCCAGUGCUGUGUGUUGUCAGUGCUCUCCAGGGCUGACAAGAGGGAUUCCAGAAACCAGGUGGGACUGGAAAGCAGGUGACUGCAUGGGAAUGCUUUGAGUUUCCUUCCAUCUACCAGAUGCUGAAAGAACAAACCUGAGUAAGGUACAACCUGCUCGCAGCCUGUAGGGAUGGUAAUGCAAUGGCCCUGCCUGGCGGGGCUUGCCUUAGCAGGAAAAUAGGUGGGGUGGCUGAUGCCAUUCCAUUGAAAAUUCUCCCCUGGAGCAAACGUUUUUUUCUGGUGUGUGUUUGGUGCUCUCUCUUGAUUUCCUUUGCUGCUAAUCAGGACGCUUGUUCACUGUUAGGAACCUUAGGGACUCUGGCCCAUGCCCCAACAGUGAGGCCUAAGUCAACUUGCCAGCUGUUGUGCCCACAAGGCUCUCUUCCUGCUGGCCAGAGGACAGAGACCAGAUGAACCCUGUUUCUGCAAUGGGGCCUUUCAAUGUUAUGCAAAGAGUCACUUUGGUUAUGGAAAGCAAUUGUGCUGGGAAGAGAUGAGCACAUUGUUGCCAGAGGUGCAGAAGGAGAUGGCAGGGAAAACAGGGUGUGAAGACAGCUAGUUCACAAGGCUCCUUCCUACCUGCCCCUAAUUCUGUGCCUGCCUAGUGGCCAGGCUCAGGAAAACGAUGGAUGAAUGUUGCCCAUUUCCACUGACUGUGCUGUCUGGGCCCUCUAUGUCAAGACACACAAAGCUCUAGGGGAAUUGGUCCAGGACCUGGGCUCUGUUCAGCCCUGAUGCCCUCAUUAGUCUCUAUUCUGGCUGUCACUCUCCCAUUGAAUGUUUCCAAGCUACUCAGAGAUGCUGUGCCUGGGGCCUUCCUGGGAGAGCCAUCUAGAUCUGCAGGGCCUGGUGCUGCUCUGUUCUGAUGGGCAUGGGCUGACCUUCUGGGGAGGCUGUUGGAUGAACAGUGUCCCUCAGUACAUGGCCCCUCUGACACAGGGAAAAGCUGAAGGAACAGAUAUCCUUGCUGCGAGUCAGCAAGCUGGUUUAGGAAUGCCUGCUGCUCCAAAGGUAUCUGGCAUGGCACAGGAAUGUCCUGAUUAGGUGCUCUGACUGCAGCACUGAAUCUGUUUCUUCAGUCCACCCUUGCUGCUGCAGCGUCCAAUCAUGGCUUCCCUUCUCACAGUUACCAAUCCUGGGUGCUGUCUGAAGCACUUUGCCAGCCCAUUGGCACAGCCUCCCCUUCAUGGCUAUGGCCUCUUCCAUUGCACAGAGUUCUUUGUUGACUGCCAUUGCUGUUGCCAUGUUCUGAACAACAUCAGCACACUGCUAUUUUGGCAGUGUCUGAGCCCAAAGGCUGCCUCAGAGGCUGCCUAAGGGCUCUCUUGUGAGACCCUGCCCCAGGUGUGGAGAUGGCUCUUGAGCUGGACAACAAGGCAGGGGCUUGAUCUUAGCACCCUCUGCGAAAAACAAACAAACAAGGAAGCACAUUAAAAUAACCCUCCCCAGCCAGCAGCUGGGACUCUUCCUCUUUCCAAGGAGCUUCUGGGUUGUAGAAACCAUGUGAAUCUCAACCCCUGCUUCUCCUGUUCCUUCUGCAGGCUGUGGGGGAGCUGGAAGGGGUAGAAAAAUGGGAAGAAAAAUUGCAGGGAGGCACCCUCAUGUCUGUAUGUACAAGUACUUGGGUGUUGGGGGAGAGGCACCUGGAGUCCCAGCAACUGCAUGAUGCAGAGGACAGGCUGUGAUGAAGGGGAGCCUUCUUGCCUGGCCCCUCAGUCCUCUCUCCUUUCCAGACACAGUAGUCCUGGUUCUUCCCAGCUUUUCUGGUGUAUUGCUGGCGUGUGACAAACACAUACACAGUCAGGGGAAGGGUUUGAAGUGGACUUGGAAGAAGCUCGGGUCUACCACUAGACUCUUAGCCUGCAUAAGGAUCUCUGAGAUGGGGUGAUGGCACCAGCACAUCCAGGACAGGUGGAGUUGGGCAGCAGCUGCGAGGGUGUCCCUGAGUGCACAACUAGAAUUGAGCCAGCAGGGACCCUGUGAGUAGAACACAAGGAUGGAAAAUGGAGCCUGCCUCACUGUCCAGUGCCAUCAGUCUGGCAUAGUGAGAUAAGAAUAAGGAGGUCUUUCACUGAGGGUGGGUCCUGGGUCAAGCACCCAGCCAUGCACAAGCAACACCUCUUCUGUUUGUUACUAAGGAUGCAGGACUGGGCUGUGAUACAGGGGAGAUGGGAGCCUGGGUCUAGUCCUAUGCAGAUGCUUCUCCAGGCACAGGCACGUCCAGUGCAUUCAAGUUUCAGAAUUGGAGCUGCUGCAGCUGGCUGCUGAGGGUCCCAAGGGCUGGUCUGGCCUGUGUGCCCCCUCUCUGCUAGGGCUGCUAAGCACAGGACUGGCCCCUGAGUCUUGCUGGAGUUCAGGUCUGUUUGGAGCAGGCACUCUUGUUCUUCCUGUAUCUGCCUGAGAGCCAACUCUCUGCCCUGCUUUAUUAUACCCUUGUCUACAUGGCUGGUCCCUGCCCACUGUGUCAUUAAAUGUUCCCCUGCAACUUUGGCCAUAUCUGCACUGCAAGAGGCUUUGUGUCUGUGGCUUGCUGCCAGUGAAUUAUAUGCACUUUAAAAAUCAUGUGGCUUGUAACCUUUGUCAUAAUAAAGUGGUAGUGAACA
Molecule: messenger RNA, 5187 nt
Organism: Alligator mississippiensis (American alligator)
Lineage: Eukaryota; Metazoa; Chordata; Crocodylia; Alligatoridae
Gene: EZH1
Product: enhancer of zeste 1 polycomb repressive complex 2 subunit
Exons: 20
Coding region: 65-2320 (751 amino acids)
Biological process (GO): chromatin remodeling
Molecular function (GO): protein binding; histone H3K27 methyltransferase activity
Source: RefSeq, a predicted model, not a curated record